AUGGAUUCGUGCCUGUCGCUGCUCAAGAAUGCGGCGACCACCAAGAGUGUCUCGCCAGAGCUGGUGGAGGGCGCCUUGGUGUGGCUGGAGGAGAGCACUGCAGGCGAAAGCAGCGGCGUGGAGAGCAUUGACGGGUCCUGGCGGCUGGUGUUCUCCACCAGCACGGGGCUACGCUUCUUCCAGUACAUCCCGGUCAAGGAGGACCUCGUCAUCGACUCGAAAUCGGGCGCCAUCUCCCUCGAGAGCGAGCUGGGCCCCUUCCGCUUCAUCAUAGGGGGGGCCAUCUCUGCGUGGAAGCCGGCCAAGGGGGAGCUUGACUUCCAAUUCAGUUCCGUGGACAUCCUGCUGUUCGGCAACAAGAUCAAAACACUGUCACCCACGACCAAGCCCAAGACCUACUCGUUCUAUUUCGUCGGCGGGCGCAUCUCAGCGGCGCGGUCCAGCGCUGGGGGUCUGUCGCUUCUGCUGAGGUAG
Molecule: messenger RNA, 474 nt
Organism: Monoraphidium neglectum
Lineage: Eukaryota; Viridiplantae; Chlorophyta; Chlorophyceae; Sphaeropleales; Selenastraceae
Exons: 5
Coding region: 1-474 (157 amino acids)
Source: RefSeq, a predicted model, not a curated record